Molecule: messenger RNA, 1511 nt
Organism: Zophobas morio
Lineage: Eukaryota; Metazoa; Arthropoda; Insecta; Coleoptera; Tenebrionidae
Gene: PMP34
Product: peroxisomal membrane protein PMP34
Exons: 4
Coding region: 298-1158 (286 amino acids)
Biological process (GO): transport
Cellular component (GO): peroxisomal membrane
Molecular function (GO): AMP transmembrane transporter activity; NAD transmembrane transporter activity; FMN transmembrane transporter activity
Source: RefSeq, a predicted model, not a curated record
AAAUAGGACGAUUUGGUUAUAAUUAAUUUUUUACUGAUUUGAGUAAAGUGCGAUUUAUUUUAUUUAUAUAUAUUCAUAGUAAAGUGGUCAGAUGGGGCCAAAGGUGACAAAAUAUUCGUCCGACAACGUAACGUGGUUGAAUGAUACAACAAAAACUACGCACCUAACCUUACUUUCGUUCGUUUUAAUUAUUUUAUCUUCACCCACUUCAUUUUAGAAGUUGAAUAGCAUCAGUCCACUUUUAGUUUCUACAGUCCUUUAUGAGUGUCGGAAUUACUUUUUAUACAUUAUUUCAAAAUGGUAAAAUAUAGUAUAUUUACAUACGAAACCCUGGUCCAUGCCACUGCCGGAGCUGCGGGAAGCAUAGUGGCGAUGUCGGUUAUGUACCCACUGGACAAUGUAAAAUUUAGAAUGCAGUUAGAGGAUAAUUCAGUAAGUGGAAAGACGCCACUUCAAGCUUUAGUUCACAUUUUGAAGAAAGAAGGAAUUGAAGGUUUGUAUCGAGGGAUCAAACCAGCACUAACCACUUUAGGCGUGUCCAAUUUUAUAUAUUUUUACGCAUUCCACGGCCUAAAAUCGUUAAGAUUAAAUUGCAAAAACCCCACCCAAACUGACCUCAUUUUAAGUAUAGUUGCUGGAGUUAUUAAUGUCAUCACAACAAAUCCUCUUUGGGUUGUUAACAGUAGGCUCAAGUUUGACAGAAAUCUAUACUUUUCUGGAUUGUUGGAUGGACUCUUUCACGUCGCAAAUACAGAGGGAUUUAAAACUUUAUGGUCAAGUUUGGGUCCUUCAUUGUUGUUAGUUUCAAAUCCAGCAAUUAACUUUACUGUGUAUGAGGCUUUAAAGCGUCGCACAGUAUCAAGAACUGCGUUUGCCUUUUUCGUUAUGGGGGCUGUUUCCAAAGCCAUUUCUACAGUCGCAACGUAUCCACUACAGGUUGCGCAAACACGACAGAGAUACAAUAAACAUGCUAAAAUGAAUACAGCAGCAAUGCUACUCGAUAUUGUAAAAAAAGGGGGGCCAACUGCAUUAUACCAAGGUCUAGAAGCUAAGUUAUUACAAACUAUUUUGUCUUCAGCUCUAAUGUUCAUGACAUACGAAAAAAUUGCUCAAUUUGUUUUUACUCUCUUAAUGAACAGGAAGGCAGCAGCUUUAUAAAUUUGUUUUUAAUAACAAAAUGGGUGCGAAAAAGUACUGUGAUAAUGUACAAAAAAUAUAUAGUUCAGGAGAAAGAAUGUUUAGACAAGAUGUGCGGACAGAUGCAGGAACAUCACAUUUUACUGGUACUCGAAUAUUGCAUUUUUCAAAUCAUCAACUGAACCACAUUUUGAAGUACAGGAUGCUGUUUUUUUGUUUCCAACUAUCGGCACAUUGAAUGAACAUCUUUCUCUAACAAUGCCAAACAGGUUUAGGGGUCUAGUCCAAAAGGGUGUAGUAUUUUUAUGGCUUUUAAAUUUUAAUAACAUAUUGUAGCGUAAUUUUGUAAGAUUACAAUAAAAUUGUCCAAAAUA